UCCUUCCUUAUCAAAAAAUUCCAUCUGCUUUAAUUGGGUGUUCUUCUUUUCUCCACUUUGAAAAUCUCUGUAUUGCUGUGAAGCAUUUGUGUAGAAUGGCAGAAUUUGUUGCAAAUGCUUCUCUGGAAAUCCUUCGUGAUUUGCUGGUUGAAGAAACUAAGUUUUUGCUUUGUGUGGGUGGUGAUGUUGAGAAAGUCAAAGCAGAUCUGAGAAGCAUCCAUGCCUUGUUGAUGAGAGCUGACAGAGAUAGAAGCAAUUCUCCAACUCUAAAGCUUUACAUUUCCCAACUCAAAGAUCUUGCUGAAAAAGCUGAGAAUCUGCUUGAAACGUAUGCCUUUGAAGUCCAAUCCAAAAGGGAAGAAGGGCGGAGGAGCCUCAAGGAUAAAUUCAAAAGGUACAUUUGCAUCAUGUGUGAGUGCUACAGUGUCCACAAGGUUGGGAAAGAGGCUCGCCACAUAAUAUCAGCCCUGGCCGAGCUCACUAACAAGUUAGAGUCGGAGUUGGGACAAGAAAGCUCAUCUCUCUCGAGGCAGGGAGAUGAUGAGCGGCAGCGCAUGUUGAGGCAGACGUAUGGUCAUGAGAUUGAUCGUGAUUUUGUGGGAAUGGAGAAAGACAUCGAGCUUUUACUCUCCAUGGUGAAGGAUGAAACGAGGAGGAAACGAGUAGUGAAGAUAUAUGGGAUGGGUGGUCUCGGAAAAACUACUCUCGCUAGAAAGAUUUACAACCACAGAGACCUCCAAUCUUAUGCCCGAGCAUGGGUUUGCAUCACCCAACAGUUUCAACCAAAGGCCGUUUUUGUUGAUAUUUUGAAACAACUUGAUAGAAACGCAGAGGUUGGUGGCAUGGAAGAGCAAGAGCUGGUGAGAGGAAUACAUAGUUUUCUGAAGGAGAGGAAAUGUGUGGUGGUGAUUGAUGAUAUUUGGAAUAAUGAUGAUUGGGAGAUCAUAAAGCAAGCUUUUCCGGUGAAUUGUAAUGUCAUUCUCACCACUCGCUCCCAGAAUAUUGCUAAUCAAGAAUCCGAACCUCUCAAGUUGAAGUUUCUUGCACAAGAUGAAGGUUGGGCUUUACUUCAAAAAGUAGCAAAUUUAUCUCCAGACACAGAUUUAAAAUCUUUAGAAGAUGUUGGAAGAGAAAUUGUAUCAAAGUGUGAAGGGUUACCACUAUCAAUUCGUGUUAUUGGAGGGAUUUUGCGCUCAAAAGAACACAAUUUACCAGAAUGGAAAAAGGUAAAUGCGAACAUGGAAUUAUAUUUAAGGCAUGGAGAAGGUGUUGAAGAAUACAAAAGAGUAAAACAGGUGCUAGAGUUAAGCUAUGAUGCCUUGCCUUAUUAUUUGAAGCCAUGCUUCCUCUAUUUAGCAUGUUUUCCCGAGGAUCACGAUAUUGAUAUAGAGAAAUUGUAUCUAUUGUGGAUGGCGGAAGGCUUCAUUUCAUACCAAGAUAAAGGACCUAACGAGACUCUAAGAGAUGUGGCCCAAAGAUAUCUAACUGAACUUGCUAUGAGGUGUAUGGUUCAACUCCAUAAAGGUAGUUACUACUCUCCACUAAACAAGUUUGAUAAGUGUGGGCUUCAUGAUUUAAUGCAUGAUCUCUGCUCUUCUAAAGCUGAAGCCGAAGAAGAAAAGUUUCUGAAGCGCAUUGAUGCUUCUAUAUAUCUGACUGACAUUCUUUCACCAACUCAAACAAAGUUAGUAAUACCUCCAUCCUUUGGCAAUUACAAAAGCAGAUUAGCCAUCAGUUGUGACUUCGAGCGCGAAGUGUCAGGUAUAGAUGGGUUAGAGGAAGUUAAAGGUUGUGAUUACGAAGGGGGAAAGUUACCAAUCAAGGUGGGCGAACUUAUUCAUUUAAGAUACUUGAGUUUGUAUGGCUCUACGGUGGGUGAGCUACCAAAGUCUAUAUGCAACAUGCCAUACCUGCAGACCUUAGAUUUGAGAGUCCGGGAUGUAAUUAGAUUGCCAAAUGUGAUUUGUAAGAUGAAAAGACUAAAGCAUCUUUUUCUCCCAUAUCGUGACAUAGAAGUGAUCGGAGGGGAGAAACUAAGACUAGAUGGGCUACACGAGUUGGAGACAUUAGAAUGGAUCAACAGUAAGACAACUUGCAUUGCAGAUAUCCCCAAAUUGAUUAGUCUACAGAGUUUACAUGUUAGAGUUUGUGAUGUGGAUAGCAUGUCAAUUGUGCUGAGCAACAGAAAUAGCCAAUUACGUGAGACUCAUCUUCUGGUUAACUCAUGUGAUCUAAGUUCAAAGAAAGAUAUGGAGGUUUUAAAUGAGGGGUUGAUGUCUCCAUCGUUGGUUUUUUUGAGGAUGCAUGAAUGCAAUAUGAGUGGCGGUUUUCCACGCUACAAAAAAGGGAUAUGUCAGAAUUUAGUAAUUUUGGGACUAUUUAACUGCAAGGGUAAGGUAGAUGUGGAGGAGUUUGGCAAGUAUCCCAUGUUGCAAAGUCUAACUUUAUGGGACUUUGUCAAGAUGGCAGAAACAAUAACUUUCCGUUCAAAUUCAUUUCCACAACUCGAGGACCUUGAAUUAGGCGAGUUGCAAGAUUUAAAGAAAUGGGAAGUGGAAAAAGGAGCAAUGCCAAAACUUACCUCCUUGUGCAUCAUGGAGUGCCGCAAUUUGGAGAAGGUUCCAGAUGGUCUGAGAUUCUCCUCCUCUCUUCGACGGAUGGAAAUCGCGAAUAUGCCAAGAGAAUUUAUAGAGAGAGUAAAUGGAGAAGAUUAUGGGCCAUUUGUCGAGAAAAUAAUAUAUUAG
This is a messenger RNA of Salvia hispanica, 2744 nucleotides long. NCBI's taxonomy places the organism in Eukaryota, Viridiplantae, Streptophyta, Magnoliopsida, Lamiales, Lamiaceae. The record is from RefSeq and is a predicted model, not a curated record.